AUGGACCCGAAAAAUGGAAGUUCUUUCACUGGCUUUAUCCUGCUGGGUUUCUCUGACCGGCCUCAGCUGGAGCGAGUCCUCUUUGUGGUUCUUCUCAUCUUCUAUCUUCUCACCCUGCUGGGAAACACAACCAUCAUUGCAUUGUCCCGCCUAGACCCACACCUGCAGACUCCCAUGUACUUUUUCCUGUCCAACCUAAGCUUUCUGGACCUGUGUUACACGACCAGCACUGUUCCUCAGCUGCUGGUUCAUCUCAGGGGAGCAGACAAGUCUAUCUCCUUUGCUGCUUGUGUAGCUCAGCUCUUCGUCUCUCUAUGGUUAGGAUCCACAGAAUGCAUUCUGUUGGGGGUGAUGGCAAUUGACCGCUAUGCAGCCAUAUGCAGACCCCUGCACUACACAGUGAUCAUGCACCCCCGUCUCUGUGCCCUGAUGGCUUCUGCAUCAUGGUUCAUUGGUUUUGCCAACUCCUCAUUGCAGACGGUGCUCACCUUCCUUGUACCACUUUGUGGGAGAAAUAAAAUAGACCAUUUCCUUUGUGAGGUUCCCCCACUGCUCAAGCUUGCCUGUGUUGACACCACUGUGAAUGAGUCUGAGCUCUUCUUUGUCGGUGUGAUCAUUCUUCUCAUACCUGUGGCAUUAAUCACGUUCUCCUAUGGUCGAAUCGUCAGGGCAGUGUUAAGAAUAAAGUCAGCCGCAGGACAGAGGAAAGUGUUUGGGACAUGUGGGUCCCACCUCACGGUGGUCUCCCUGUUCUAUGGCACGGCCAUCUAUGCUUACCUCCAGCCCAGCAACAACUACUCCCAGGAUCAGGGCAAGUUCAUUUCUCUCUUCUACACCAUCGUCACCCCCAUGGUCAACCCCUUCAUCUACACCCUGCGGAACAAGGAUGUGACAGGAGCAAUGAGGAAGGUAUUCUGUGGGGGCUAUGACUCCAGAUGACUGGGGGGCAAGACCCUCUGAUGGAAGAAUUUGAGUUCAGAGUCUUUAUGCUUUUGUGUCCUGCAUGUGUCAUCCAACAUUUUUUCUGACAACUCUCAAAGGGAUUUUCUUAUCUCCUUCCUUCGUGCAAGUGAAUGUUCAAACUCUGAGUUCAUGGAUUCAUUGCAGCCUCCAGAGAUUCUGAUUUAGAGCAUCUGCAUCAUAUUAUUAUUUCAAAAACCUCCACAAGAUUUUGUUAUUUCACUCCCUUUUGGGAGCACUAUUUCUUUCGUAAUUGCAAACAGACAUCUACACACUUAUGAUAAAACCACAGCCAAUCAGA
Acinonyx jubatus (cheetah) is the source of this 1261-nucleotide messenger RNA. Its product is annotated as putative olfactory receptor 2B8. Gene Ontology annotation, cellular component: membrane. The coding region runs from base 1 to 939 and encodes 312 amino acids. Lineage: Eukaryota; Metazoa; Chordata; Mammalia; Carnivora; Felidae. The transcript has a single exon. Gene Ontology annotation, molecular function: G protein-coupled receptor activity; olfactory receptor activity. The record is from RefSeq and is a predicted model, not a curated record. Gene Ontology annotation, biological process: G protein-coupled receptor signaling pathway.